UCAUUGGCUCAGCAGUCUUAGCUCACUGAGCCCGAUUUUAAGGUGCCGGCCUCUGUGAAGAUUUUCAACCUGGUAAUUCCAGUUUGAUACAUGUUAAUGACAAAGCCCCAGUCAAGUGAAACAGCCUUUUACUCCUCGAUGGCUGUAAAUGGAAAAGGAAAGCUAGCCAUGAGGGAAGGGGAUCAGAUGCACCAAUCAGAACCAGGUAACACCACUGUUCUGCCUCUGUAGCUCCUUCUCUCUUGCCACAGUACUUCUGUGAGGAAGGAAGGGGCCAAUGUUUGUUCAUCAAACCCAUCGUUAGGCUUCAUAGGCCUCAGGAGGAGGCGGACCAUUGCCUCACAACCACCCCCUCAGCAUCUGACCCACACACUCUUUGGGUGGACUCACCUCACCCAUAUAUUAAAUGGGAGAGGAAUGGAACCCUCUCAUUGCCUGUGAACAAAAUAAAAUACUAUCUGAAGAGUAAAAAAAUAACAGAGAAUAACCUGAUAUUUUCUCAGUUGGUCCCAUAGCCUUCUGACAAGGGGCUGAAUCCAUCGCAAUGUCUGCCUAAUACCAAAUCAGACUGAUUGCCCAGUUCACCCAUUAUUGUCUACUCUGACUGGUAGCUCCAUCGGGAUUUUUCUGGGGAUCCCUAUCUUUGAAAUAAAUUCUAUUGUGCCUGUUACACCUUUACAAGCUCAGUUCUCAGAGAGAAGGUGAUGGUAUCUUUCGCUUACAGCUGUUGUUACCAUCAUAUUAAUUGAUUAAUUUCUAAAUAUAGGCCAUCUAUCUCUCUACAUUGUUCAUUUCAAAGACAAAGCCCCUAGCUGAAGUGACUUACAUUCCAAAAUAAGGGGAAACAAUGGAGGAAGGGGGAAGCAGGAGAUGAGUAUAUGAUUAUCUUGAAUACUUGUACUUUGGUUCAGUUACAAUAAGGUGUAGGGAGUGACACUAAGCUCCAGGUCAGCCUUUGCUGGUACCCUCCAGAUGUUUUAGACUGCAAUUCCUUUGGUUAGCAAAGUCACACAAAUAACACAAAUGGAAUCCAGAUAGAAAAGUCUUGAAAACACUAGAAUCUCCUAAAACGGUAUAAUUUUAGGAGAAGCAAACAGAGAUGUUUUGUCUUUCUUACUUCGGGCCUUGUACAUUUCAGGAUGACAUUCAACCAAAUGCACAGAGGAGAAUCUCUCAGAACUAUACAGCCAAUCAGGGUACAUGCUGCCUCAGUGCAUCAAGGCAGAAACACUCAAGGAGGAUGGAAAGUAGGGCUGGUGAAGGGAUGUGGCCAGGGAGAGUUCCGAGGGCCAGAUAAGAGAGCCCCAGGGAGGCUCUGCAGCCCUGUGUUAAACAAACUACAUGCUGAUUCACACUGACUCCCGCUAUACUAUGCAACUUUCAGAGUUUAUCCUGGAAAGCGUGAGAUUUUAUGUACAGUGGUUAAUCCUGCAUCCCCCUUGUUGGUGCUUUAGUGGUUUGACUGAAAGUCUUUUCUCUCGUAUUGUUUUCUCGCAACAGAUGAGGAGAAAGAGAAUAACAGAGCAUCCAAACCACAUUCCACUCCAGCUACUCUGCAAUGGUAAGAUUUUUAUUAUUGUUUUUAAAGGAUAAGAUGUGAGCCUUUUGUAUUUCCAGGCUACCUACAUCGGGACUCAGAAAAGCAAAUGCAACUGAAAGGACGAUAAGAAAAGAAAGGAUAAAUGAAGAUGAAUGUAAUUGAAAUCUUAGAGGAGGUAUGGGGAACCUCUGGUCCUCCAAAUGUUGCUGAACUAGAACUCCCAUCAUCCUGGGAGUUGUAGUUCAACAACACCUGGAAGGCUAAAGAGUCCCCACACCUGGCUUACGGUAAACACUAGUCCGAAAGCCAGACAAGAACUUUCUCUCUCUCUCUCCAUCAAGAACAGAACAGGAAAUUCCUUACACCACCCAGAUACAACUAAUGCCAUCUAAACCACUUAAAAGCACUAUCCACACCAUGUUCAGGGCAGCCUUCCCCAACCUGGUGCCCUCCAGAUGUUUCAAUUUUCAGCAUCCACCAGCCCCAGCCAGUAUAGCCAUAUUGGUUUGGGCUAUUGGUGGGAAUUAUAGUCAAAAACAUCUGGCGAUCGAGGAAGACUGGUCUGUGGUGAACACAACUCCUGCCUCUCUCUAAUAACCAGCAAAACCGACAUAAGCCAGGAAACUCCUCAUUUCUGAAGGCCGGGGCACCCAGAAAAGGCCCUCCAAAAAGAAGUUUAUAAGUGAGUAGGGUUAUAUGGGCAAAAGUAGUCCUCUGAGACCCCACCCUCAAGCUGCACUAACAGACUGCUAGCAGUUUCUACACAUUCAAACAUCACUUGUCUUUUUCCCCCUUUUUCUUUUUUUGUUAAAUUUGAUUUCCCCCACUGACUAGUGCUUCCAGUUAUCCGACACCCAUACAGGAAAAACAGGCCUUCUGCGUCAGUCUCUCCCGUAAUUUGAUGGAGUCUGGAGAUAGCUUGUUAGCCAGGACAUCACCCCUAAUUAGAUCAUAGAGCUCUGCUCUCAAAAGAAAACAAGCAAAUACUGGCAGCAGUAUUAUUUGAAGCAUUUUGUUAGCAUCCACAGUCUUGGAGGUUAUUGGCCAGUCCCUAAACCCCUGGGAUCCUUGGUUCUGUCAAAAUGCACCCAUUGUUUACUAUUGCAUCCCAGAUGUCUGAAAGGGGCAAAGCCUAUAUUAUAUAGUCCAGUCGACUCUCCUCACCAAUGCAACUGUCUCUUGCUAUUUCCUCUUUCCUGCGGUCCCUGUUCUGGCUUGUUGCCACCAAACUCUACAACCUUCAUUUAGGACCCAUGUUGGUAUAGUUUGUUCCUAGUUGCUCCAUCCUCAAUCCUAGUUUCUCAAUCCUGACAAGCCUGUUGUGUCGGGUUGAUCACAAGUAGGGUUCUUGGGUCUGGCCCAGAACCUCUAGGCCUGAGGUGCCACCUUUGGGUCUUUGAGCCAGGUACAAAAUAUCUGGGCUGUAGGACCUGCUAUGGAGGAAGGAGGGAGGGAAGGAAGGAAGGAAGGAAAGAAGGUGAAAGAGUACUACUACAUACCACACUAACUCCUUUUCCCUUCCUAAUUUGCCACCAUAGCUCCAUGAAUUCCCUUUUAUUCUUCCAGGCAAAUUGAAUGCCACAAUCUGCCUGGGAGCAGAGGAUGUGUGGAACAGUGGAGGCAGGAGUUUCAAAGGGAAGAGGAAAGGCAGAGUAGUGUCGUGGUGGUGGCAGCAGCAGCAGUGUGGCUGCUGCAUUUGGGACCAGCUGACAUAUGUGAGCAGCAGCUUGGGUGCUCUGCCUGCUACAUAUUUCAGUACUCUGGCCUGUCCUGCUGUGCCGCAUUUCAGGUUGUUUGGCCAAUGCAGAUGGGGCCCACCUAACUAGGUCAGUGGAAGUGGGAGCAGAGGACUGUGGGUGGUGAUGGUGGAGGUGUUAAGGAGAAGGGAAGGGAAAGGAAUUGAGAUUGUACAUGUUUGCAUGGAUAUAAGCACGAGAGAGGGAUGUGAUAACUAUAUAUAUUGUUGAUUUGCUUAUGCCUUGGCUUUGAAUUGUCUUCAUGGGUUGAGCGGAUCUGAAGCAUAUAGUUUGGUUCGCUUCCUUGAGUGAUGUUCUGGGCAUGGUAUUUUGAACUGGCUGCAAUGGAUUAACUGGAUCUGGAACUUUGUUCAUUUUUUAAAAUCUGUUUUGCAUGGGUUUUUGUUUUCUGCAAGGAUUCAUUGGUUGUUUUGCAGCAGGACUUGCUUGUCUGAGUCACCCAUUUUUAUAUUUGGCUUUAUGAUGUUUGACACCAUUGGAAUCCAGGAUGUAUUAAACUGAUCUGGAUUGGCCUGAAUACAAUAAAUGUAUAUUGUGAUGACAAAAGAAAUAGCUGCAUACGUUGGGCUAACAGAGUGUUUCUCCUGGACACAAAGACCAUUUGUGAUUAAAUUAUGCAACUCUUGUGAACACUUAAAAUGAUUGUGCAAUAUUUCUGCAUCUUGAUGUAUUCUUAUAUUCUCCUAAAGUCAGUGGCUUUUUUCUUUAGUAAAGAUUUCCAAAGAGAAGAGAAGGUGUAAUAGAAAUGUAAAACCAGUGAAGUAAGCCCCAUUCUUCACCUUCAUAAUAUGAGAUGGCCGCUUGCCUUUUAUGGUGGGCGGUGUUGGGGCCAGGCCCCCGGGCCCCCAGAGUGAUAUGGCAGGGGACAGAGAUUGACGUCCUCCUUGUGCCGUCCCGGCCACAUCACCAGCGCUGGGCGGGGCAGUGGCCGGAGGUGGUCCUGCCAUCCAGUCAGCGCUGGUAGGGGGCAUGGCCACGGGAAAUUUAAACCGUGGCACAGCCGGGGGGGGGCCCUCCUCUCUCACCCUUUGCCGGGCAAAGUAAAACCACUGUAAAACCAGUGAAGUAAGCCCCAUUCUUCAUCUUCAUAAUACAAGAUAUGCUGUAAUGCUAUGAGUAGCCUCAAAAUCUUAUUGCGAGAGCUCAUAUUGCUUUAUAAGGACAUUCCUCUACUACUUAUAGAGAUAAUAGUCAAAGUUCAUUAUCUUUACACAAUACUGUAGGCUAGAGCUGAAUUCAACUUAUGAUGAAGGUUCCCUCCCCCCCUUUUUUUAAGAGGAGGCAAAAAAUUGAAAGACAUUCUGCAAGGUUGGAUUUUUGAUCAUUAAAAAAAGAGUUCAGGUAUAAUGGAACAUUGUCCAGUGUCAAACUAAUGACUCCCUGUGAAAGACAGAGAGGGGAAAAGGAAGAAAAGAGAGGGGAAAUUCAUCAAAUAUAUGAUGAAGAGAAAUAAUUAACACGGCCUUUCUAUCCUGUCUUGGUCAGAGAAACUGACAUGCCAAUUAGCAGUUAUAGCAUACAAGCAAAGUCUCUGCGCUUUGAAAAGAGGUUUUGUUGAGGUCCAUGAAUUUGGGGAAAGAUGCAGAGAUGAUAUUCCCAUUGAAAGAAAGGAAGCAUGGCUGCGGCGCCCUUAUUGAGUCUAUUCAUACCACCAAAUAUCUUAUUGAAAUAGUUUGCAGAGACGAAUUACCACCAUAACUUGAAGAUAAGGAAGAAAAUUCCUAAAACCAGUUAGCAGGACAUAAAUUAGUGUCUUCAAGAUAGGUUGCUGCUUAGUAGGUUUGUGCUUAAACAGCUAACUUAGUAUUUAAAGAGAGGUGUUUAUUUUCAAAUCCAGGUCUGUUGAACUAAUAUUAUAUUGUUAUGAGUAUGGGGAGCAGUUAGGGUGCAUCCUUGAUCCCUUUCUAAUUCCUGGAAGAGCCAGGCUAGCUUCCUGUUGAGGUAAUGGGCCUUUAAGGAAGCAAAGGGAGUGGCUCUAUGCUAGAUGGCAAAUGGGUGGGCUCCCCACCCUUCAGUUGGCUAGUAGUUAGAAAGACAAAGGCCAGAGUUGAAACUUGUGUGUGAUUGUAAGCUAGAAGUUGGAGCGAGAAGCAGACUGAAAUCUGUGAGGGGAGGGAAAGAUAUGCUUGCUUUCUGCUUGCAUCCAAGGCUGUGGCUGUGGGUGAAGCAAGACCCUUUAUUUGGGGUGCUAAUGCUGGGAACCAGCGGACCAGAUCCAGAUGUGUCCAGUCCUCCACAGGCCUCAUUGAGGGGUCAGCAGGGCUGUGAUUCUUUUCCAGGCAUCUGACACCGUACAUGAUAUCAGAUGUGGGGAAAGUGGGCAUGGCUCACCAAAAAAACAGCUUUGUGGGCCACCUUUCAGGGCCAGGCAGAAGACUGCUUUACUAUUAGUGAUGAACUAACACCAGUGCCCCACUGACUAGUGCAAGAAUACAAGGGGCUGAAUCCAGCUCCCCACUUCUUCCUUAAACAGAUAAUUGGUGCUGUCAGAACAGACAGCACCAACCUGCUUGAGUUGAAGGUAGGUCAAUUCAGUCAAGGCAUGCAGAGCUUCCUGCAUGCACACCUUGGUGCUGCUUUUAAAUGAUAAGAGAUAAAUAUAUGCAUGUAUACACAUGUUUAGUUAUUACCAUGCAAACUGAAAUAUAAAAAGGGCAUUCUUGAGAGGCGACUGCAUUUCUUGUUUUCACUGCAACAGACUCACAGUGCAAUCCAGUGCAUGCCUACUCAAUGCUACCGAGUUCACAGGAAGUUCCCACAGGAAGCUACGUACAGGAUAGCAGCCUAAAUCUUUUGGCACCUUAAAAUUUAUUGUGGCAUAAGCUUUUGUGCGAAGGUCACAUACAGAGUAUGGCAGAACAAUAUUUUACUGCUUGGUUUGGUCUCUGGUUGCAUUCCUUUCACUCAAGAUACGGCAUAUCAGAAAAUAGUUAUAAAGUGCUGAAGGGCAUUUUAAUGUUUGACUGCCUUUAAAUGUGUGAAAAUGUUUUAUUUCAGCCUUUGGAUCCUUAAUUACUUAGUACAGUAUUCUAGUGAUGUAAGACAUUUUGAAGUGUUACAGGAGUCUGACUGCAAGAAUUUGUGGCACAUUGCAGCAUCACCGUUGAUUUUCAUCUAUAUUAGUAUUAUUUAUAUAUUAAUAGAAUUGAUGAUGGUGUUGGUGUGCAAAGUAUGCUGUAUUUCAGUACAGAAUAAAUAGAACACAUUUGGCUAAUUUUUAUGAAUGAAAAAACAAUGUCCUAGCAUAGGGGCUGGCCCUUCAGUCUGCAGAUUUGGAAGUUGAAAUACAGAGGAGCCAACCUAUUUGUAGUUUUCCAUUGUUCGAUCAUUGUUUUUAAGGCUGGAGGAGAACUACGAAAUCGCAGAAGGUGUCUGCAUUCCUCGAAGCGCCCUUUAUAUGCACUAUUUGGACUUCUGCGAGAAAAACGACACACAGCCAGUCAAUGCUGCCAGCUUUGGAAAGGUGAGUGUCAACCAAACCUCACUUCAAGUGGGGUUUUGGGAAUCUGAAAUAAUAGCUGUGAAAUAUACAAACUGUCAGGAGAAAAACAGUAGAGGGAGGAGAUUCCUUUUGAUGUUUUCGAUGGGAGGCAGUGCCAUGAUUGGAUUAUUAGUAGCAUCAGUUUUAAGAAGCGUUUUGUUGAGCGUGAGACUUAAAAGUCAAAAAGUAGCUGAGUGAAUUUGACUAGUGUUAAUGAAUUGUGUCACCAGAAAGAGAGUGCAUGUGAUGGUCUUCUAUUCCAGAUACAGUCACUUUGAAUGACAGUAUUGGCCUCCAUCUGCUCUAUACACUUAAAGCAGUACCAUACCAGUCAUGGCUUCCCCCAGAGAAUCAUGGGAACUGUACUUUGUUAAGGGUGCUGCAAGUUGUGAGGAGACCCCUGUUCCUCUCACAGAGCUACAAUUCUUAACAGUCAACCCCUCUUCCCAGGGAACUUUGGGAACUGUAUCUCUGUGAGGGAUGACUGUUUUGUAUUGUUUCGGAAAGUAAAAAAAAAUGCCAAAUUUGACUUUAAAUGCAAACUGAAUUGAAUUUCUUCCCCAUCCCUGCUCACAAAACACAACACUCAUUCCACUUAACGUGUGCAUGUCUCACCUGGAUUCUGCAGUACAUUUACACAAAACAUACCAUACCUGUUGCCCAUACAGGCAGCCCUGCUUAGGGAAGCUUUUAAUGACUGAUGUUUUAAUGUAUUUUUAAUCUUUUGUUGGAAGCCGCCCAGAGUGGCUGGGGAAACCCAGCCAGAUGGGCGGGGUAUAAAUAUAUUAUUAUUAUUAUUAUUAUUAUUAUUAGUCACUCAUCCCUUUCUAUUCCCACACAACCCCCCCAUCCACCAGUACAGCCAAUCACCAAACAGUAUCGGCACCUACUUCUUCCACUCCACAAAAUAUACUGCAAAAACAUCUUCAUAGCAAUGCCACCGUUGCAUGAAUCUUUUUUCUUUUUUCUUCCCCGUUCAUAAUGUGAGAAAAACAGCCUAUAUCUAUCGGUGCUGGGCUGUGGCUAGCGCAAGUGUAGCUUUAAGAGAGAUCCAGGAUUUUUUUUUGAUUUUUUUUUAAAUCAUCUGGAAGGUCACCAAAGGUGCAUUUUAGUACACAGAUAAUUUUUUUUGCUAAAGCCCUCUUGAUUUGCUGGGGUUGAAACACUGGAAGUGUAAAGAAACAUGUUGGGUUUUGUUUGUUUCUGGUACUUCCGAAAGCGUGUUAAAGUGAGCUGGGAUGUUUCAUUUUGCUUUAGGUCUGUUGAGGUAAUAUUCUGCUUUGGGAGUACGUCCUGAAUGACAACAUGCACCCCUCCCCGCCCCCACAAAAAAGCCCAGAAAAUGCUUUUUUUCCCACAGCCCCUAGGAACCCCCAUCCCCGUCUGCACAAACUGAAAGAGAGAGGGGUGGGAUUAAUGUGUAAUUAAAGAGAAUUUGGAAGGCUGAGAUGUUGCGGAAUGUUAGAUCAGUAGCUGGAACAGCAUGUGGUGUUCUUUAGGUAGGCUUCAUUGAACCCGCACAAAAAAGAGAGGGAGAAAGAGAGGCAGCUUGCCUGUCUGCUCAUUUAUCAAAUAGCUAGCCUGAACUUUCACAGCUCAACAAAAGUGUUUUUCUGUUUGCUGAUUUUUCUCUCUCUUUGCUCCAGAAAAUAAACCAGAAAGGCUAGUGAAAUCCACGCUUCUGUAACAUGUGUGGACCAUUCUGGAUAAGACUAAUGAACCAAUGCCAGGGUGGCUUCCUGUUAUGAGAGAGAAAAAAUAAUAAGUAGUAAAAUCAGAGGGAGGGUGGAAAUUGUAUGUAAAUGGUGUUGUGUGAUUUUUUUCCCCGAUUUUUGCACAGCAGCUGUGAUCCAAUUGUACAUCACAAAAUUUGGGUUGUGGGCACUUUGCCGCCAUGAUGGCAUUUGCAACAAGAAGGGUUAAAAGCCAAUGGAGGCAACAGAUUAUUUUAAUCAGUUGCACGGAUCUAAAAUUAAAAAAUGAACAUAGUUUAGGAAGCAUCUAUAUUUAUUUUUGUAAUCUUAAUUCCCUGUUUGAAACGUGGGAUGGAUUCUUUUUCAUGCUUAACACAUCUUGGCAAAAUAAUACUUUCCACUAUUUGAUUUUUACCUCUUUACUACUUGUGGGGCCCUUGCUUCAACUGCAGUCUUGCCAUCCAUGCUAGAACUUAAUAGGGAUAGAUCUUCCUCCAGGUUGAUGUUCUCAGUAAAUUGACAAGUAUGUCCCAUUUAAAAUUCUGCUCCAUUAUUUUCAGUAAAUAUGGAUGGGUUGUUGAGCACGGGGGAAUUUCAAAAUGUGGGAAAUAGAAUCAUUGCAGGCAAAAUAACACAACAAGUAUCUCCUCUGUAAGAAGAAUCUGCAAUCAAGCUAAUUUGAAUAAUAAUUACAGGCCAUCUACAUGAUUUGCAUAUUAUGAGAAUGAAACUGGGAUAUAUCAGAGGAAGUAUAUGGGUGUUUUGCCCAAGUUUAAAAGAUUGGUACCAGCCCUUGAAAAUUUUUGCUAUAUGUACUUAACAUUUUUGCUCAGUAGUAUCCAUUUAUCAAAACUAUUGAAAAAUUAUUAAGUCACGUGAAAUAUUUAGCCCUCAACUAAAUAUUCCUCAAAUAGGAUUCUUUAAGUGCACCUUCCAAAGGUCUCGUGCACUGUAAAUAAACUUUUCCUUGUACGUCGCUGUCAUGCCUGCUGCAAGAUGAAAUGAAAAUUGACAUUAAACGUGUUGGGUUCAUUUGCCACACAGUCGUGUGAAAUAAUGUGUCAGAUAUUUUGAUGUUUGUAGCUUUAAAUGAUUCUACCCCCAGUAAAAUUAGUUUCAAAAACCAAAAUCAUACUGGCUUCAGCCUUACAAAUCUUUAGCAGUUAUUUUAUCUGUCACAUUUUCAAACCUAUUUUUGCAACCACCUGGGACUACAAAAAGCAAAUAAACAAAAGGGACACUCGGGAUUCUAAGGGUGCUUUUUAGCCAGAAGUGUUACUAAGGGCUGCCCAGCAACCCAUAAGAUAAAGGGGCACAGUACGAAUCUGCCUGCAGAUAAUAACUGGUUCCUAGGCCAGUGUGGUGUAGUGGUUAAGAGCGGUAGACUCGUAAUCUGGUGAACCGGGUUCGCUUCCUCGCUCCUCCACAUGCAGCUGCUGGGUGACCUUGGGCCAGUCACACUUCUCUGAAGUCUCUCAGCCUCACUCACCUCACAGAGUGUUUGUUGUGGGGGAGGAAGGGAAAGGAGAAUGUUAGCCGCUAAGAGAAUCCUUAGGGGGAGUGAAAGGCGGGAUAUCAAAUCCAAACUCCUCCUAGGUGGAACAGUGACUGCACAUGAAGCACCCUCCAUACACGCCAUGCAAGAAAAUUUAUAUUUGAAGUACUUUUUGUUCAGCCCACCUAUGUUGGCACUACAACGACAGGAGAAGCAACUGUCUGGAUAGGCUCACCUGAACAUGCUUCUGAAUUUGCCUUAGAUUUGAGAUUUUCCUUGCAGCCCAUUCACACAAUAUGCAUUCUGGAGGUACACUGCUGGUAUCCCAUGUAUAUUUGUAGGGAUGCACGAGGAAACUAAUAAUUGUCUUCCAGGAUCAGACCAAAGGUCCAUCACUCUGUCUUCCAUACAACUAGCCAUUGAGGUGCUCCCAAGUAGGCAGGGCUGGCACCAGCAGUUGGCAUCCCUGGUUACCUGUUCAGGCCCGCGCUCCAGUGUGAGGCUUUGGAGCCUCCUGGUCCUGUUUCUGCUCCUCCUCCUUGCUAUUUCUGCCUGUUUAGCUGCCAUUUUUUCAGCAAAGGAACCUGCAGCAACUCUUAAUAAAUGGUGCAUUCCUUGCCCUACCAUUGAGGCAUGUGCUCUUACAUACACUGCCCCACACUGGAAGCAAGGGACAGGGGCAACUAUACAGCUACCAGAGCUACCAGGUGUUAAAGACCCACCUGCUAACUAUGUUGGAGUGGUUAGUUGCUGAUGCUGUUGUUUUAUCUGUUUAAUUAUUGAUGCAUUGUUUUAUUGAACCUUAUUUGUUCUUUUAACUUUCUUGGUUAUUCACCCUGGGUUUCUUUGGAUGAAGCAGGGAGGUUAUAAAUGUAUUUACAUAAAUAAACAAAAUCAAAAUAUUUGUAUACUCUUGUUGCAGGUCUGAGUCAAAGACUGUGCUUUUAAGUUUCCAGCCUGUUUUACCUUUGCCCCCCCCCCCAAUAAUCCAUUGCUAAAUUCUGAGCAGAGGGCUUUGUUUUUUAACUUGUUAACUCAUGAAUAUUAUUUGCAGAUAAUAAGGCAGCAAUUUCCGCAGUUAACAACAAGAAGACUGGGAACCAGAGGCCAGUCAAAGUAAGCAAUAAUGUGUGUUUCAUAAUCACGGAAAGGCUAAGUAUGGUCGUAGGUUAUUCACUGGGAGCCUUUUUGUAAUAUGGCUUUUGGUGUGUGUUGAAGGGAGAAACACCAAACAAAUCUGACCUUCUUUAGGUCCAGUAAAGGGCACUGGCUCUUUUGUUCGAUAUGCUUUGUUCUGUGGGAUCAGCAGUGCUACUGAGAGUCUGAUAUGCAACAGAGCGACGGAGCUCCUAAACUUCUAAUAGUUGCAGAGAAGAGAUUGCUUUAGCAGCAACCAAAACUCUUUUCCUCUCCAAGGCUGUUCAAGGUGUAGAAACGCUGCCUUCUGCUGCAGUGGGUCACCUUGGACUCAGAUUUGGGCGGAAAGAAUGCCAGGGCUUUACAAUUCGCAAAAGAUAACAAGAUGCUUGCUUUCUCUUCAUCAGAAGAAGAGAUCAGUGGUCAUCUUGCCAGUUUGCACAUGGGUGUGUCUGGAUGCUUCCAGAUUGGGAGGGGCCUUAAUACUGUAAAUGGGUCGUCCAUAUAUAACAAACAGGUUGUUGGCAGCAGGCUCUUUAAUUGGAUUUUCCUGGUUUAUCAGAUUAAAUUGGAGGGGGAUAUAGACUGGGAUUUUUAUGCCAACAACAUGGUGUGGGUGGGAAAGAAAUGCAAUUCAGUUUGCAUUUAAAGGUAAACCUAACUUAUUCACACUUUCUGAAACACUGUGCAAACCAAAACACAGCCAGUCUUUGGAAUUCACAUUUUUCCAAAUUAGCAGUGCACUUCUCCAGCCGAGUAAUGUGUAUAAAAUGCAUAUACUAAGUUACAGGGUCACAUAAAUAUGCAUAUAUUUGUGAAAAUAUCAUAGAGAAAUGCAUUAUAUUAGGCAAAAGUUCCAUACAAAAAUGUGUAUAAGUUGGAGGAAUUUGUACUAAAAUGCUGUUGGCUUUUUUAUGAGGAUUAAAAAACAAACCCACAAACUUUUGUGGAAAUGUGGACUAAAUUUAAGAUGGGGGGGGGGGGACUGGGAGAAAUCAAAGUGGACAUGAUGGUCCAUCCCUUGUAUGGAUGCUGUGAAAAACGUUAGCACAUGAGAAGCACCCAUCUCACAAGAAGCAUCCGUCUGGAAGCACCCCAUGUCACAACCGGGAUAACAUAUAUGGGCUUUUUAAAUUCCCCCAAAGCAGCCGGAGGAAGGACAGCUGCAGCUUCUCCCUCUCCUGUAAUCUACCCUCUCCCCUGCCUGCUGGUUGGUACAACUGGAGUCCUCCCAGCAGACAAGGGAGUGGGCAGCAUAUGGCAGGUGAGAGGAGUAGCAGGUAAGAGAAGCUGUGUCCCUCCCUGUAUUGGAUAUGUAAAGCUAUAUUUCAUAUUUCAUACUCUCUAGAUUGUUAUUAAACUGCCUUCCUUCCAUCCAACCUCAGACAUGGAGGGAAGGCUGAAGCUUUGCAGUUUUUGCUUUUCCAUUCACACUUGAUGCUUGUUCUGGACUGGAGGUACGCUAGAAUCAAUACCAGCUCCUCUCUUGUGCUUUAUCAGCUGCCUGACAUCCAGAGAUAGAGGAGGUCAAGUUUUUUCUAAUGCUUCUCUCACCAGGCCAACCUGGCAAGGAAAACCUGGCUUUGCUGCCACAUGUAAGCUGAACAGGCAGGUGCAGCCACUCACAGGUCCCUGAUUUCUGCCCCCACCUAUUUCUCACAACCACACAUUUCAUUUUAACAUGUGCACCGAUAGGGUUUGCAUGAAUGUUUGCUGGCUGCCCGAAAAGGAGUGGGGACCCAAGGCCUUUCCUGGAGGGCAUCAGGAAGAAGCUCCAGGUGCACCGAGGCGCAGUAUUUCAGGACGAUGCAAGUUGCAGGAGGUUGAACUAGAUGACCCUCCCAACUCUACAGUUAAUGGGACGCGGGUGGCGCUGUGGUCUAAACCACUGAGCCUCUUAGGCUUGCCAAUCAUAAGGUCGGCAGUUCGAAUCCAUGCGACGGGGUGAGCUCCCAUUGCUCGGUCCCAGCUCCUGCCAACCUAGCAGUUCAAAAGCACACCAGUGCAAGUAGAUAAAUAGGUACUGCUGUGGUGGGAAGGUAAAUGGCGUUUCCAUGCACUCUGGUUUCCGUCAUGGUGUUCCCUUGCACCAGAAGCACUUUAUUUAUGCUGUCCACAUGACCCAGAAAGCUGUCUGUGGACAAAUACCGGCUCCCUCGGCCUGAAAGCGAGAUGAGCGCCGCAACCCCAUAGUCUCCUUUGAUUGGACUUAACCGUCCAGGGGUCCUUUACCUUUUUCUUUGAUUCUAUGAUGUGGUGUGGACAAGGAGCACAAAAAGAAAUGAAACACUGGCCCUCUUGUUUCAUGCAGUGCCCUGCUGCCAUGGGGAAGGGGUAGCCAAUGUUUUGCUCUGCAGAUGUUGCUGGACUUACCUUCCAUAAUCCAUGAUUAUUGGUCACGUUGUCUGGGGCUGAUGGGGGGUUUGAGUCUAACAACAUCUGGAGGCCCCACUUUGGCUACCCCUGCCAUAAGUGGCUUUGUGAGACGCUGCUAGAAGCCAUUCUCUCAUGGCUGUUCUUUGUAUCCUCCUAAGUAACUGUAUAGACCAUUUACCAGGAACUAAAGGGAGGUCUGUACAUCUGUGGCUUAGUUUGCACUAAGCAUCUGGACAGGAGGCUUCCUUGGGCAGGAGGCAAAAGCACUGGGCUCUUCCACAUUUGGCAGCCCUUAGGAUACUUCUCCAGCCGGACUGGACUGUGAAUUGCUUUGAACAUUGCAAUUACAUUCCGUUGCUGGAUUUUCACUCGUGCAUCAACUUGUAAAUUGGCGUAAAAUCUGCUUCGUUCGCAGUUUCCUUUUUAAAAACCAUACUGAGUGAAUAACUCCUUUCUGAGGGUCCCCACCCCCUCCCGCUAACAAAUGUGUAUUUCAACAUUUCAGGUACCAUUACUAUGGGAUUGCAGUAAAAGAAAGCUCCCAGUAUUAUGACGUGAUGUAUUCUAAGAAAGGAGCAGCCUGGGUCAAUGAAACAGGAAAAAAAGAAGUCACCAAACAGACAGUGGCGUAUUCACCACGAUCCAAACUGGGGACGUUGCUGCCAGAGUUUCCAAAUGUCAAAGAUCUAAAUCUGCCAGCCAGCUUGCCAGAGGAGAAGGUGACUCUAGUGAAAUAGUCUCUGGCUUGCCUUCCCCCCCACCCCCUUUUGCUCCUCUGUUGAGGAAUGGUUGGUCUAUUAUAUGGGGGGAGGGUCACCCUUUGAAAAGAGUGAGUUUAAGGAUGCUCUGACUUUAUUUGGGGGGGGGCUUAACUGCUCGCUGCGCCAGAAACAAGUAUACCACCCCCCUUAUCUUAAAGUGUUUGUUUUCCAAUGUAUAUGUGGCAGGAUGCUUGCCAAUCUAGACAUGUGGGAGAUCUGUGGCUAUGUCUCCCAACAUGACUUACUUGGUUUAAGAACCAACCACAGGGAGUGGAGGAGGUAUGUAGCUCAAGGCCAAAGGGCAGGGCGUUAAUUCCCUCCUGCCUAUGCCAUUUCCUUGACUUAAAUUGCAACCCCAUCACUUAUCUCCCACAUCAUGUCUAGUUGGGCAAGUCGGUGAUUGUGAAAAAAUACAUAUAUAUAUGUGUGUGAUCCUUUUGAUCAUAAGGAUAGAGAUAGGUAGGUAGGUAGGUAGGUAGAUAUAGCAGAUAUCCCAUGUUUUUUUUUUUAUCUGGAGGAGGAGAAAGAGCCCUAUAUCGAUAUAUUUCCAGCACUCAUCCUGUCUGCAAACGGAAGCCCAUUUUGCCAGAGAAUAUUAUGGGCCAAAGUGGCAGAACCUCAGGCAGCUUCAAAGAGACAGUUUGCUUUGAUGAGGUCCAAAGCCCAACUGGACCCUCUCAGGCUCUGCUCAUGUGCUGGGGAACACAGAGUUUUGAAUGGGCCGCUCUUGCAACCUGGGCCCUAGCCUAGUUUUCUGUCACUUCUCCAUUAUUUUCUCACUGGCUAUGUUCCAUAUAUUGGUCAGUAUAAUUGGGAGAAAUCUAAUACAAGAGUCUUAGGCUUAGAGUUGUCUAGCUAAAGGUCUCCAGCUCAAGGCGUUUCUCUCUGUGUGACUUGGGCCUUCCACAGUCUGUGCCCCCAGCCCUCCUGACUCAGCCAGACCCUCACUCUCUGUGUCACAGGGAAGGAUCUUAGCUCAGUGGGAGAGCAUCUGCUUAGCAUGCACAAGGGCCCAGAAUCAAUCCCUGGAAUUUCCAAGUAGGGUUGGAAAUGUCUCAUGUCUGAAAGAGAGACAGCAGCUGCCAAUCAGUGUGGACAAUACUGAGCUAGAUGGAGCAGCUCAGUAUAAGGCAGCCACUACCUGUUUUCCUAAUGGCCGAGUCGUUGCCUGGAGUCAUGGCCAUGAUGAUCUUAGAUUAUUGCUAUGAAAAGAAUAUCUUUUAAAAAUAUUGUUUCCCUCCCUUGCCAGGUGUCCACUUUUAUUAUGAUGUACAGAACACACUGUCAGAGGAUACUCGACACUGUAAUAAGAGCCAACUUUGACGAGGUUUGUAGGAAAAUAAUAAUUAAAAGUUUCAUGGGCAACAGAGUAGCCAUCUGUAUUGUACUUGUAGAUAGUGGGGAAGCCUCUGGUAUUUAUAGUUGGCUGAGCUGCUGUGAUGGUUUAAAAUGCUGAAUUUCAAACACGGACCUGGUUGCACAUCAUGGUAAGCCACAGUUUGUUUUGAGCCAUGGUUUAAUCAUGAACAUGCCUCCCACUGCCGCAAGGGCCUCCACACAGCUUCUCCCCCUCCCCAUGUGGCUCCUACAUGGUUCAAAUAAGCCAUGAUAUGGCUUAUCAUGUUGUCUAAAGCAGCUUGUUUGCUUCAAACAAAACCACAAGUGGUAAGCCAGAAAUAAACCAAGGGACGUUCACAAUUAAACAAUGGUCUAAGAUAAACAGUGGCUUACUGUGAUGUGAGGAUGAGGCCAUUCUCAACGACAGAAUCUUCUCCCUCCCAGUCAGCCCACCUGACCAGUAUCUGUGCACCAGUAUCAACACAUUUUCCUAGAGGAGGCUCUGCUUAAAGGUGUGAGAGAUAUUGUUUGCACAGGUCUGGUGCAAACUCUUUAACACAGGAUUAGCCAUUGUGGAGCCCUCCAGAUGUUGUUGGGCUACACCUGUUGUCACCGCUGACCAUUGCAAUGCUGGCUGGGGCUAAUGAGAAUUGGAGUCCAACAACAUCUGGAAUCUAUGUUGGCUACCUCUACCUAAACAGUUUGGGAUCAGAUUACAUAAGGGAUCACCUUGCCUCAUACAUUUGACCACUUUGACCUGUGGAACUUACACUUUUACAAGUGCCACAUAAUGUUCUUCAUUUGUAUGUAUGUUUGGUGGUUUUUUUUUUAAAGUUUUGUGGAUUUUCGCUGCAUUUUAUCUACAGAUUUAAUAUGCAUGCUGCUUAGAGAGCUCUUUGACUAAGUGGCUUCUGAGUCUUUGUAAAUAAAUGAAAUGCAAUAAAAAAUAGUCUGCGGCUGACAGCUGCACACGUGGGAUGAGAUAAACUGGGGGUGGGGGAGAGUCUGAUAGCUGUUUCUCUGUACCCUGAGUUCAACUACCUUCCUGCUGUGAAGUGAUGUUAUUGGUAGUGGUCAGCGGAGUAACAACACUUAACCUGACCUCCCAUUGCUGAUGUCAUCAAGGAAGAAGGAGAGGUGUGAGGGGACCACAAGGUUGGUGCUGUGCAAACGCAUUGGGGUAUGUGUGUCUGAUCAGCUCCACUGGUGCAUUUGCACUGCACUGACCUCUCUUGUCACCUUGCCCCUCUCCAAGUAAGGGCCACCACCCCGCCCUGCUGACCGCUAGUGGUUGUUGCUUGGUUAUCUAGGCAAUAAAAAAAUAUUACCAGCUCCAUUUCUUCCUUAUGUCUUGGCACACCUCUAGGUUCAAAGUUUUCUUCUGCACUUUUGGCAAGGGAUGCCACCUCACAUGCUUCCUGUAUUGGGUUCUUCCACAGUAGUAAACAUUGUUGGAGUUUGUGAUUCAAUAUUGUACAAAGCUAUUUCCGGAGUCUUGAUGCCAACGGUGUUGCAGGCAUUACCUGAUAGGUGAGUCUGUUCUGAUAGGCCAGUCUGUAUGUGCAUCUGUGCUCAUGCACAUGUCUUUGAGUCAAAGAAUGUUGCACUUGCACAAUGUUUAAUAAAGAGGCUUUCUAGAAGUGGCUCGUCCCGUGGGUCACAGCUGUAGGGUCAUUGCUGCUUGACGUUUUCCAGGAGGGGAAGGGGUGAGGUGGUAGAAUGCUGGAUUGGUGGUGGGAUACUGGAUUUGCCCACACCGUGCUGACCUCCCAGCUGCAUAGCUGCUCUGCUUUUUGGUAAGUGAUGCCGCUACUGGGAAGCUGGCAUUGCAGCUCCAGCCCACUGUGUGAGCAGCUUCUGGGGAAGUGUUGGUGCUGACCUUUAAAGCCCUAAACGGCCUCGGUCCAGUAUACCUGAAGGAGCGUCUCCACCUCCAUCGUUCUGCCCGGACACUGAGGUCCAGCGCCGAGGGCCUUCUGGCGGUUCCCUCACUGCGAGAAGCCAAGUUACAGGGAACCAGGCAGAGGGCCUUCCCGCCCUGUGGAACGCCCUCCCACCAGAUGUCAAAGAGAAAAAUAACUACCAAACUUUUAGAAGACAUCUAAAGGCAGCCCUGUUUAGGGAAGGUUUUAAUGUUUAAUAGGUUAUUGUAUUUUAGUGUUUUGUUGGAAGCCGCCCAGAGUGGCUGGGGGGACCCAGCCAGAUGGGCGGGGUAUAAAUAAUAAAUUAUUAUUAUUAUUAUUAUUAUUAUUGAAACAUACAUUUAUAAAUAACAUUAGCAUUAUUAUAAAGAGCCACCCAAAUGUAUCUGAUACAGUAUGUUGUUUCGGACUGAGUUCAAAGGGGAAGGAGGGGAAAGGUGAAAGUUGCACAUACAGGAACAUAGGGCAGAAUAGCCUGGAAGAAACAACAACCUUUAUAUUCUGUGCAGAUUUCACAAGCAAGAUAGUUAUAUGUUUUAAAUACUAAACACCUGCAUGUUUGAACUACAGUGGUACCUCGCAAGACGAAUGCCUCGCAAGACGAAAAACGCGCAAGACGAAAGAGUUUUUCGUUUUUUGAGUUGCUUCGCAAGACGAAUUUUCCUAUGGGCUUGCUUUGCAAGACGAAAAACGAAAACGUCUUGCAAGUUUGUUUCCUUUUUCUUAAAACCGUUAAUACCCUAUGGGAAACCGUGCUUCGCAAGACGAAAAAUUCGCAAGACGAAAAAACUCGCAGAACGAAUUAAUUUCGUCUUGCGAGGCACCACUGUGCCCUGUUUCUGUCUUUGACUAUUCUGACAAACUACUUGCCUUCCUUCCUUCAAGAAUGAGUAGAGUUGAUCGAUGUUUUGUGUGCUUUUGUGUACACUUCAGAUUGCUCUUGUUUUGCAACACAUUCUGGGUACAAACCUAUACAUGCAUAUUCAGAAGGAGCAAGUCUCACUGAGUUCAGUGGGGCUCCCCCAGCCCUGUUAAUUGUGUAUGGGACUGCAGCAUCAAUAACUUAAAAGGUCAUUGGGGCAAAGGGUAGAUUAGGUGAGCCAUUAGUUUCUCAUGGCUGCAGGCAUGAAUGCAGAGAAAGAGGUUCAGCAUAGAUUUCUGAAGUGGUACUUUCCUUUUCAGCUUGACACAGGUGAUACGCAAGUUUGCCAAACAACUGGACGAGUGGCUAAAAGUGGCUCUUCAUGACUUGCCGGAAAACCUACGAAAUAUCAAAUUUGAGCGUAUGUAUUGUAUAAUUUCUUACUUUGGUCAGGAAAACAACAUGGUGUUACCUGUUAUUGGUAACAAACAUAGAAAAUAUUUCCCCCCCAAAAAAAUUCUGUUCCUUUUGGCGGGAGUUCCUUGCACAUUCAUCUUUACAUCAUUUCAUCAGACCAUAUGCCAUCCCACAUCAGUACAAGUGCCCAAAUACUUAUUUAUUUCCAUUUAUGAAUCACUUCCUGGAAAAUACCUUGAAGGGAUUUAACAAUUUAAAAAAUCAACAAUAAAAAAAAUGCAAAAAGUUCAUAAACAAUUUUAAACAUUUCAUUUGAAAAACCAUUUCAAAUUUGACACAAGCUGGGGUAAAAAAAAUAAAUCCACAUAAAAGGCUUGUUGAAAAAAUAAAGUUUUCUGAAAGCGCCAAAAAUGCAAUAGAGAUGGUGGCUAUCUGAUAUGAAACAGGAGUUCCAAAGGGAAGGUUCUUCCAUGCUAAGGGCCAAAUUCUAGCAUUGUAUAGGAUAGAUUUGAAGGAGUUCCUUUCUUACAGAGCACAGUGAUCACGAACCCUCCAACAUUUCUCCGAUGAAAAUAGGGACGUCCCAUUCCAUAAUGAUAAUUUUACUAUUUAUACCCUACACAUUUUACUGAGUUGCCCCAGCCACUCUGGGCAGCUUCCAACAUAUACAAAAACAUAAUAAAACAUUAAACCUUAAACAAACUUCCGCAUAUAGGAUUGCCUUCGGAUAGCUCAGGGAUUGGAUAACUCCAUACCCUCCAACAUUUCUCCAGUGAAAAUAGGGACAUCCUAAGGAAAAGUGGGACAUUCCGGGAUCAAAUCAGAAACCGGGAUGGCUUCUCUAAAUUAGGAAUGUCCCUGGAAAAUAGGGGCCCUUGGAGGGUCUGUGAUCAGUCGGGUAUAUAAGGGAUGUGAUAAUCUUUUAGGUAUAACACUUGGCACAGCACUGAGUCAAAAUUAACUGAUAAUUCCUUUUGGCUAUGUGAACCAAGCUGAACUUUCUCUUCCGUGAUGGCCUGGAUGUAGUUUUAGUGAAUCCAAAACCAUUAAACAACUCUCCAGAUUUUCGGCUGUUUGAAUACAGCUCGAGGCCUUUGCUCAGAAAAGGUGGCAGAGUUAAAAAUGGAGGCGAUCAAAUUACCCUAUCUCCACGGGAAAGGGCACCACACUCUUUUCAGGCAUGCUUUGUAGAUGCCUGCAGUGCACAUCACCUAUUGAUAAAGUCUGCUUUAUUUCAUGGCUCUCAAUUCUUCUCCUUUUAUAAGUGCCAAAUUCCACAUCACAAAGUUGAAAAAGAGGGGGGAAGAAUGAGAAGGAGAUGAAAGGGGAGGGAAAACUAAUUUAGGAAAAGGAUUAGGCAUUGAUUAGCAUGAAAAAUUAAAAUAACCUUUUGUGGAGGAGACUUGGGAUAUAAACUUCUCAAUAAUAUUUUUGUAAUUUCAUAAUUUAUUCAAAUAUUAUAGGUUCAGUCCUUCUCUCAAAAUUAAUUGUGGUUUGCUAUUAGCUUUACUAAAGCAGAACUGCAUCCAGAGAGAAUUAUUUGGAAUGUUUUCCCCCUGGUUAAGUCAGUACUAAGUAUAUGAUGUAUUCUACAUUUGUUUUACAGAUGAGAUUUUUAUUGUUGGUUUUUUGUCAUGCACUACUAUGAUGAUAUAUAUAUUUAAUGUUGAUGGCAUAGAAAACUUUGCAAGUAAUAAAUAAAUAACUUGCUACAGGAAAAAGUUUUUUUCUGACUCUAGGUCUGUGCAAUUUAUAAGUUUUGUUGUUGACCUAAUUAAGCAUUUUUUUUGUACAACAAUAUUCAGUUGUAGAUUACUGCAGUGAUUCAGUAUAAAAAUACUCUUAACAUGUUUAGUUUAUUCUGCAGAGCUUUGGAUGCAUCAACAAGUUCAUAAACAUCAACAAAUAUUUGUUUACAUUUUUCUUAAAAGAAAAUGAAAGACUAAUCAUGUAAAUUACAUUAUUUGGAUUUAUUCCUGAAAAUAAAGAUGUGAAUUUAUAUACCAGUAAUAAGCAAACACACACCAGCAAAUAAUGUGGAUUUUGCUUGCAUAAAUGGACCCAGAUUUCAGGUGAUAAGUGUCCUACAGUUACUAGCCCCAAAUCAGUCCCACUUAAGUCCACUGAAAUCAACAGGACAGGAUGGUCACAGUGAAUCCUGCAAUCCUAUACCUCGUUAACCUGAGGGUAUGCCUCAUUGUACACAGCAGAACUUACUUCUGAGUAGAUAGGAUUGGGCUGCACCAUGGAUUUCAGUGGCAGAUUGGCCUUGGUCCAUAGAAAAUUAAUUGUGCUGAUUUGGAUUCCAAAAACAGGAGUUUUAGUAAAAAGUCAAAAAGUACCACUCCAACUAAGAUACUUUUGUUUGUUUGAUAACAAAAAUAACCAGUCUGGUUUAUUAUAAUAAAUAUCUUCUUCAUUGGCAGUAUCCAGAAGGUUUUCUCAAAUUCUUCGGAGACAGACAUCCUUAAAUCAUCUUUGUCAGGUAUUUUGUCUUUAUUACAAGGUCGCUUUAUCUGUGGUUUAUUGAUCCUUUGCUUUGGCAGCUGUAUAAAUACCAGGGCCGAGUCAAAUUUUCUCAGAAAACAUUUUUCUGACAUAAUUUUCUUUUAUGAGCUCCUCUCCCCUACUGGAGAAAUUCAAACAUCUCCAGAAUAUUUGGUAGAAUAUUUGGAGAAUAUUUGGUAGAAUAGCCUCUCCCACGUUGCCUUCCAUGGUCUCUGGACACAACUAUUUUAAUAUUGUUUAAAGUAUAUCUUUAGGUUCAUAGUAGAGUAGCCACUUAAAUUUUGGUAAAAAUGCUGCCACCUCGGGGAAAAGCCCCCAAGAGCCGCGCGCUCUUUAAAGGGUGUGCGGCUCCUGCGGGCUUUGAUUGAGGAGGGAGAAGGGACUGGCUGGCUGCGUCAGUCCUUUCUCUCUCCUCGGGGAAAAGCCCCCAAGAGCUGCGCGGAGUGUGUGUCUUGGGGGCUUUUCCCACCUGCCUCCCGCCUGCAUUCGCUCCAUAAGACGCACACACAUUUUCCCUUACUUUUUAGGAGGGGGGAAGUGUGUCUUAUGGGGCGAAAAAUACGGUGUUGAAGGCCUCAUAUGCAGCGGUGAAGCAAGCUGAUCGGGCGCCUGGGGUGGCGCACGUGCCCUGUGCCCAGGGGCGGGGCCAGCCAGGGCAAGACGCUCCGUGGGGCCUCCGAGGAGUCUGCCUUCCUCCUCCCACUCAGCCGUCCUACAGCUGAGGGAGAGGCGGCGGGCGGACCAUUUGGGACAACAUGGAGCCUGCAGGUGCCCAAGCCACCGCGUCAUUCCCAGGAGAGACACGUAGCUCAGGCACACUGUGAGUGCCGCCCGGCAUUUUGUCACCCCCCUCAGUAGUGACACCCGGGCGUCCCGCCCCCACCGCACCCCCCUUCCUCCACCCCUUCUCACACGAUGAUGGUUCGCGUCUCCGCUCCUCCACAUGCAGCUGCUGGGUGACCUUGGGCUAGUCACACUUCUCUGAAGUCUCUCAGCCCCACUCACCUCACAGAGUGUUUGUUGUGGGGGAGGAAGGGAAAGGAGAUUGUUAGCCGCUUUGAGACUCCUUUGGGUAGUGAUAAAGCGGGAUAUCAAAUCCAAACUCCUCUUCUUCUAAAAAGAGAAGUGCCAUGAGACAAGCACUCUGCGUUUUUCCAUCCUCUUCCCUAAAAGCCGCCCCCCUCCCUGGAGCAUCAGAGCUAGUUAUGGUCAUACUAGUCACCAUUAUUAUUUCACAUAUGGGGGGUGGGGCAGAGCUGCAAAUGUGUUUGUGCUAUUGUGCCUGCAGCCUCAGUUUCACGUGGAAGGUGUGUGAUUUCAGGUGCCUCUUUGCAUGGAACUGAAGUAGCAAAUUCACAGUGUGAGGAUUUUGUUUUUGAUGUGAUAAAAGGUAUGGAUUAGCCUUUGGUGUGUCUAAAGGAGUAAGCCUACCGACCGGGCCCUUGCAGACACAGUUCAAGGGUGGAGAUUCCGACUCCAGUGCGUGUUUGUUCUUCAACUGAUGUGCAAUUAAAACAACAACAACACUGUAGAGCAAACAACACUGUAGCACAAACAAAUGGAGGUAAUCUGUUUAGGUGAGUAGAGAAGUAGGGAAAAUUCAAUUCAGUUUGCAUUUAAAGCCAAAGCUAUCAAAUUCUCACUUUUCAAAACAAUUUGCAAGUCAAAACACAGCUAUCCUUCAAAAGACAUACCCAAAUUUUGUGAUGCAAUUCUUCAACCAACCAUUGUUUAGAAAUACGCAUAGAUUAGGGGGAAGUGUGCAAGAUGUUCAUGAAAAUAACAUACAAAAAUGCAUUAAAUUGGGGGAAAUUGCUUGCAAAAAUGUGCACAUUGGCCCAAACUGCAUAUAAACACGUGUUUAUUAGGAGAAAUUCAGACUUAAAUGCUGUUGAAUUUUCAUGCAGAUUAAAAAAAAAAUUCAAACUGUUGCAAUGUGGUGAGCUCAAUUUAGGAUUGUAAAAAUGAGAAACUGAUGGAACCGAAAUGGACCGAUCCUUCCAUCCCUAGUAGUGAGUAGAUAGAUGGAUAGAUGCCUGUUGUGACCCACAAUGCUUCUAGAUUAGAAUCCAUGAGAAAAUCAAUUUAGUGAGACUUGCCAAGGAAGCGUGUAAGGGGAUAAAAGUCUAUUUUUCAAGCUAAUAAACCAUGAGCUAAUGAGUUGCUUGGACUGGAUUAUAGGCAUCAAGAACCGUGAUCCACAGUGCGGACAUCACAUUCCAAAUGCUGGAAGACUGGAGGAAUGUGGACCUUAACAGCAUUACCAAACAAACGCUAUACACCAUGGAAGACUCGCGGGAGGAGCACAGGAAACUUAUAAUACAAUGUAAGGAUAUAAAAACCCUCAGCUCUGAUGAGAGAGGGCAGCUCUGGACCUCAUGGCAAAUACAGAGCGUGCCAAAGUAGUUGCUCUUUGACAUCAGCAAGGCUCCUCUGUGCAUCCUAAUCUGUUGAUUAAAAGCGCAAAAGACAACAAGUGGCUGGCAGUAGGAAGAUCCUUGGGGAAAGAGCAGCUGCUUAACCCUUUCCCUCCCUGCCGUUUGUCCACUCAGAUUUCCUCCCUACUCUCAGCAGCUCUCCCACCUGCAGGGCAGAAAGAGAAGACGAAGUGAGUCAAUUGCAUAGGAGAGUCUAAAAUGCUUUUAUUCCUCCUGCCUCUUCUAAUGCACAUGUUAAAAUUUAUGUAAACUAAGUACAGGACCCAGAUGCGAGAUAGUGUCUUGGACAUGGAGCCAGGUGCAAAAUGGUGACUCAGGAGGUGGAGCCAUAAGUUUUCUGGAAAACCAUAUUAAGCAAGUUCAGAGUGAGAAUAUGAUGUAGUAACUCCCACUCUGUGCAAUGGGGCCUACUCCCAGGCUUUAAUCACAUUUUAUUUUCCUGCUGUGUUUUAAAUGGAAUGUUGCUCUUGUUGGUUUUGAGCCACUUCGAUCCAUUGCAAAAAGCAGCCUGGAACUUUUCAUAAGCAAAGCCAUUGCAAAUACAUAUCUUUAAAGUUUACCUCCCUGUGGCAAAUCUGAAAGAUGGUAUUCGUCUUGUAGAUAAUAUCCCGUAAUUUCUUUGAAGUCAUUAAAUAUGACAGUUUGGUAGGUUUUGAUAGGAAAUAGCUUGCCUUUUAGCUAUGGCAAAUAAAUAAAUGUUGCUAGCAUCAGUUACGUAUUUGUGGAGCGUUUACUGAUGGGAAGGCCGUCAGCCGCUCUUGGGUUCCAAUAGCAUUUUGAUGCAUUUCUAAAUCAAUUUCAUGCAUGACCUUCUUUAUCAAAAGGGUCAGAGCCUAGCUUUCGCUCUUGGAAGAAAGACGAUCAUUGCUGUGUCUCUAAUUUACUUAUAGGCAGGCACCGCUGGAAAAAUGGGGGGGGGGGAGAGAAAGAGUGAGGGAGAUCAAACGCAGCAAAUGUUUUUUGCUUUUCCAUGUUUUUAAAGAAAGAACAGCCCAUAUUUUUAUAAAGUGAAGAAACUGUCAAAAAAUGGUGCGGAAAACAAGGAAAGUGUUACUGAUUUCCCCCUCCCCAUUUUACUCCAGUAAGAGGGCAACAGUAAUUUAUUGUUUGGAUUUGGGUUUUCUUUCUGCCAGUAUAUCAAGAGUUCGAUCACCUUCUGGAAGAGCAGUCGCCCAUUGAAUCCUACGUGGAAUGGCUGGAUUCCAUGGUGGACAGAUGCGUCGUAAAGGUCAGUAGGAAAAAAGAAUGGUGAAGGUAACACUCAGAGUGUGGAGCUCUGUGUCUAGCCAUUUCCCUUCUAAAAACAAAGCUACAGCACAUGGUUAGCUAGGAGAACGCUUAACCAUGUAUCCUUGUUCAGACGACAUGCUAAGCCAGACCUUGGCUUAGGUUGGUGCAGCAGUGAAAAUGACCAGGGAGAUGCAAAGCAGCUGUGAGCACCUCUGUGACAGCAGCUUGCGUAUGCACACAUUCUCACUAAGCCAUAGUUUGACUUAUCUUGUUGUUCAUAUCAGGUCUCUUAUUAUGUCGCAUUGUACUGGCGGGCCAAAAAAGUAGCUCGUGUGGGUGGCCUUGACUCUGAAAACGCUAACGAUAAAAAGUGAUUACUAGUUGCCGGCUGUCAAGUGUUGAUUUUUAGUUAUUCUGCUAGCAGAAAGCCCACCAAACAGCUGGAAUGUAGCUACGGCUGUUGCAUAUAUAUCUGCGCACAUGCUAAUUUUUGACCCUUUGCUUCCAGGCCUGGUAAAUAUGGCAGUUUCCCCUUUCCUUGAUGCAAGGUGUCCUGGUUGUUUGCAUGCAAAUAGGUCUGAGAUGAGCAUGACAAUUGGUGUAAUGAUUGUUGGUGUCAUGGUGGCACUUCUGAUACCCCCAACACAGGGGAAAGCAGGGGUGUUCCUCUGUGCAGUUCCUAGAGGGAAGGAGUACUUGUGGUACUCUUCCCCCCCCCCCCCGAUGAAAGAUUGGAGGUCCCCCAAAGACAGGUUCUCUGUUCCCUCUCUGCUUUAUGUUAGCAUCUCUCCCACCCACACCAGUGAAAUCAUUCAAAAGGAGAAGGUAGACUUGCAGACUUUUAUUUUUUAAAAAAUCUUCUUUAUAACUAUUCAUAUGAAAUUACAAUUGAAUGUAGCUAUCUAAGAAGAAGAUAGAAGAACACAUGCAAUGUUGUCCUUGGCUGGCUGUAAGUAAGUACAGUGAAGACGCAUCUGAUCUGAAUCACAUCCAUUUCUUUUUAUUGGCAGGUAGCUGCUAAGAGACAAGGCUCUUUGAAGAAAGUUGCUCAGCAAUUCCUCUUGAUGUGGUCUUGUUUUGGCACCAGGGUUAUUCGGGACAUGACGUUGCACAGUGCUCCCAGCUUCGGUACUUUCUCUUCAUAUCAACAGUAAAAAUAUUUUUAGAGAACAAUUUUUAAAAAAUAAUAAAAACAGGAAGUGGAAUUAAGAUUUUCAAAAUAUGCAAUCUAGCUGUUUUGUUUUCCAGAGCAAAAGGCUAUGUUUUCCACCUUCAUAAGGAUCACCAAUUACCAAAAUUUGGUCUGCUCAAGUGGUUACCUGAUUAUUCAUGUACCAUGUUGCUCAUGGAACCCUAAGAUGUAGACUACAAUUGAAUAGUGCCCUAUACCCAAUUUCUUUCUGCAUUGCCACUCACAGCCUGUUGAGUCAGCAAGCUUCAAACCACUGCCCAUUCACUUCUACUCGAAAGAGACAGAGGACAAAAAUGGCAAUAAAUGUCUAGUUCCUAGAGUUUCCAUCUGUUUCCUCACCCUUUCUUUUUCUGGUAGUUGGUUGUAAAAAAAUGGCUUAGUGAGGCUAAAAGUAGAUGUUUAACUGCUGUCAGAAGAACACAAGAUGAGCCCUGCUGGAUCAAGCCAGUGUCCUCUUCUCACAGAAGGAACAUAACACUCUGCAAAUCUGGAGAGGUAGCUCUCUAGUAGCAACUACUAGUUACCCUUGCAGUUCAACUGAGUGGGGAAGGAAGCAGUUGGGAGAAACCAAAGCAGAACAAAACAAAAUUCCACUUCCUCUAGUCUGAUCCCAAUUGUGUUUGGGCUUCCCUUUCAUAAAGUGACCAGUAGAAGGACUACAUAGGACCAAUGAGUUUCUAAAUGCCACGAGGAUUCCAUUAACGGUUUUAUGCUCAUGCUGUUUUGUCAUCAGGAUCUUUUCACCUUAUUCACCUGAUGUUUGAUGACUACGUAUUGUACCUGUUAGAAUCACUCCAUUGCCAGGAAAGAGCCAAUGAGCUCAUGAGGGCAAUGAAAGGAGAAGGAGGAACAGGUAAGCUGCUUCAUUUGCGCUUAAGAACAUGGGGAACCUCCUGAAUGCUGCUGCCAUUGGCCCCUCUAGUUCUGUAUCCUGUUCUCCCAGGGGCCAACCAAUUUCUGUGGGAAGCCUGCAAGCAGGGCACUCUGCACACCUGCAGUUACCCGCAACUGUUAUUCAGAGGCAUACUUCCUCUGAUGGAGGAGGUAAAGAAAAGCCAUCAAGGCUAGUAGCCAUUGAAAGUCUUGUCCUCCAUGAAUUUGUCCAGUCAUUUUUUUAAGCCACCCAAGUUGGUGGCCAGCCCUGCCUCCUGUGGGAAUGAGUUCCAUAGUUUAUAUGCUGCAUGAAGAAGUACUUUUAUCUGUCCUGGAUCCUCCAUCAUUCAUGGUUGUCUGCAAGUUCUAGAGUUAGGAGAGAGGGAGAGAAACUUUUCCCUUUCCACUAUCUCCAUGCCAGGCAUAUUUUUUUAAACUUCUAUCAUGUCACCUCUUACUUACCUUUUCUUUAACCUAAAAAGUCCCAAAUGCUCAACCUUUACUCACAGGGGAGUCGCUCCAUCCCCUUUAACCUUUUAGGCUGCCCUAUUCUGGACCUUCUCCAAAUCUACUAUACCCUGGGGAAACUUGCAUCACUAUUAAGCACAAAGAUAAACUAAGUGGUCCAUUGGGGAAGGGCCGUAAGUCAUUGACAGAACAUGUGUUUUGAAUGUAGAAGGUCUCAGGUCCAUCUCAUGGUAGGGCUGGGAAUGUCUCCAGCCUGAAACUCAGGGGGCGGAGGCUGUUACCAGUCAGUGUCCACAAUCCUGAGUGGGACAAAUGAUCUGACUCAGUAGAAGGAAAGCUUUCUGUGUUCCUAAAUGCAUCUCCUCACCACUAUUCUGGUGGGAUGAGGGAAGCCACAACUAGGAAACCUAUUUUCAUUUGUGAUGCACAUGCCCCAAAGUUAUUCUUCAUUCAUACCACCUACUUAUUUUAAAAAAUUGCAGUAUUGUAGUAGAAAAACUACAAUAGUAGUCAUUGGUGUCAGAUCUUACAAUAUACAGUAUUCAGUGCUUGGCAAGGUGGGCCAUACCUUUGAACCCAACAAUAGUGGAUCCUGAGUAAAUCCCUAUUAUUAGUAGUACAAGUAGUAGUAGUACAAUGUAGUACUAGUAGUAGUACAAUUGAAUUUUGAAGUCCAUUGUCAAGGUACUCAGAGCUUCAGAUUUUCCCUCUGUAAAGAGAAGCGCUGAGCCAGGCAGCUGUUCGGGAAGGCCAUAAUUCUAAAUGUAUGUGGACAGGCCAUGCUUGGUUUGUGAUCAGACACUCCACAUAGGCUUUGAGGAAAUUUUCUUUUAUUAUGACUUCACAGGUUCUUGGGCUGAUCUCUGGGGCAAACUAAGGGUCUUCUUUAGAAUGCUGGAAGAAGAAUAGUAAUCUAGACAUUGUUAUUGAAGUUUAACAUCCUUUUUACAGAAAGGAAAUAAAAAAGGAAAGGCGUGGUAUUUCAGCAUCUGUUUCUCCCCCCCCCCCCUUCUUUGCAGUGGAAGUACGAGAAGAGAUAAUACUGGCAGAACCAGUUCCUCCAAGUCCUUCCCCAGUGCCUUUCUCUCCAGCUAAAUCUGCCACCUCAGUGGACGUCCCAUCUGCACCCUCGCCUGUAAGCAACCAGUCUCCGGAGUAUGUUGGCAUAGCAACGACAACAGGUUGGUAAGGCUGAAGGUGUCUGAUUGGUAGUUCACUUUUCGGGGGGGGGGGAGUAACAUUCAAAACCUGAAAAAGCAUGGUUGUGUGUUUGCUGCUCAUUUACAGCGAAUGAAGAAGAUGGAUCUUUCUUAUGACGUCCAAUCAGGACGGGGCAGUGCUCAAAUUACAGGAGGGACAGGGGGAACUACAUUAUUUGGGGGAGGGGGUGCCCUUAGCUACUGUCUUUGAAGGCCAUGUGGUGGGGGCAUGAUUUUGACUCAAGUCUCCCCCGUCAUCAUUUGAGUACUGGAAUCCCAUCAGAGGGGGAGCGUGUCUUGGAGGCUAGCUGAAACGGAAAAAUGUCAGGCAAGGAAAGCAUUAAGCACCCCUUCUCCACACCACUUCUUUGCUCCAAAUUAUCCCCUCCACAACUUGCUUUUUAUUUGAAAAGCAGCUGCAGGAGUUCUGCUGCUGCACCUUUGAAAUCUUCUCUUUCUGACCUUCAGCCCUUUAUCUGUGCAGUAGAUCAAUAAUAUAGAACAACUUUGCAGGGCUGUUGUACUGCUUGUAGGGAAGGCCCACAUCUCAGUGGUGGAGCACGUGCAUAAAGUCCCAUAUGCAAUCACUCCUGCCAUCACCACUUAAUGGGUUUUUAGGUAGCAGCACUGAGAAAGCUUUCUGCCCAGAGCAGGCUUCCUCAGCCUCGGCCCUCCAGAUGUUUUGAGACUACAAUUCCCAUCAUCCCUGACCACUGGUCCUGCCAGCUAGGGAUCAUGUAGGCCAAAAACAUCUGGAGGGCCGAGGUUGAAGAAGCCUGGCCCAGAGAUUUGCCAAUGCCGAUUAGUUGGACCAUUGAUCUAACUGAGUCUGAGAGAGCUUCAUCAUGGAAAAGAAAUGGGCUGCAUAACACCAUACAUUUCAAGCACAUGGCUUCUUCAAAGAAUUCUGUAAUUAGCCCCCUCAUAGAGAUGCAAUUUUCAGUAUCUGUAACAAACUUAAAAUCCCCAGGGUUCUUUAGGGGAAGACAUGUGAUUUAAUUGUUUGACAUAUACACAGCCUUGCUGAAAGAACAUAUAUGAAUCACUCUGAAUGCAUGCAAGUAUUAUAUAAUUGUCAGCAUUAUUAAGAUUGGUUCCGGUAAAUUUAAAACUGAAUACCUUUGUAUAACUCGGAAGCUAAUCAUAUUUUAUUCCUAACAGAUUGCAAUUCCCUUCUUUCAGCUUCCAUUAAGACAUUGCUGCUUAUUGGUAGCAUUAACUAUACAUGUUAACUCUAAAGCCCGGCAAAGUACAAUUUCUGUAGACAAUCAGUGACACACACAAAAAGGCAAUUAAAUCCUCGAGUUUUACAUGACAGCACACUCCCUAAAGGCAAGCCAUCGCCAAAUUGCUCCGUUGUAAAACAUCUGGCAAGACCCAGCAACCUUUUCCCCUAAAUCUUUUUGUUGAACUUCUGCAUUCUGAAAAGGGAUAAUUAGGCCUUAAUUCUUUUUUAAAUUACAAAGCCUCGAUUAAUGAUUGCUCAGACAACAUCAAUUCUGGAACAAAAGCAAUGGCUAUAUGGUGUUCUCUCGCCCUGCUUUCUAAAGUCCUGGGAUUACUCAUUUGCCAGGUUCAUUGUCCUUUGAUGGGCCUGAACCCCUUUAUAGAAAUCAUAAAACUUCAUCAAUGGAUAACUAAUAAUUUUGCUGCCUACUUACCAGUGUGUCUUCUUGUAGUAGGCAGAAUUGGGCUCAAUAUACAUUACAGGUUGUGAUCCUAGAAGCACACCUGGAAGUAAGUUCUACUAAAAUCAUUUCUAGAUAAAGGUCAUUUCUUGUAAAGGUGCUUAAGAUUUGUAUGUCAGUCAUGAAGUGAAAUCACUCCUCAAAAGACGUUGGGGGAGAUGUUCAAUUCAGUCCAUAUUUUAAAGGCAAAUCUAUCUAUUCUGCACUUUCUGAAACAAUGCAUGAACCAAAACCUUCCACCUUUCGAAAUUUGCACCUUUCUGAAUUUUGAAGUGCAGUUAUCCAGCCAAGUAACGUGUACAAAAAUGCAUAUACUAGCACAAACUGUGCAUAUUAGUGAAAAUUAUAUACACAAGUGCAUUCCAUUAGUGGAAAUUGCUUUGCACGAAUGUCUACACUAUGGCAAAUGGCAAACAAAACAAAAAAUGUGAUUAAGAAAAAUUCACACUAAAAUCCUGAUGAAUUUUCAAAAUUAGAAAAAUGCACAACUGGGAGAAACAGGAAUUUCUAUAUUCAGCCAUCCCUAUUCAUGAGGGACAACAGGUAAUUGGCUCCAUCUCCUAAGGCACUGUUUCAUGUCUGGUUGCAUAUCCCAAAAUACUGGCUUGCACCAAGAUCCCAGUUAGUUGACCCCACACACCUGGCAUCUGCCACAUCUGUAAUGCUUGCAUAUUUUAGUAGAGGUUCACAAAAUACAUGAAUGCUAACUGGAUCUUUCUAUUUUACGCAGGGGCCAUGCAGUCUUAUACAUGGUCUCUCACAUACACUGUAACAACAGCUGCUGGGUCACCUGCUGAAAACUCUCAACAACUGCCUUGUAUGAGAAACCCUCAUGUGCCUCCUUCAUCCGUUACACACAGAAUACCUGUUUAUCCACACAGAGAAGAACACGGGUAGGUCGCUUAGCAUCAUGUUCAUCCACUGCAUUUUUCGGCAUAGCCAGUGAAUAGAGUAAUUGAACAGCCAUGCUUGAAUUCCCAGGUUUGUUUCCUGGUGCAGCAGAUACAAAUAUGUAUGGGGGGGGUGUAAAGAAAGCUAUCUCUUUUGAAAACAGUAAUAUCUGUAUUAUCAGAUAUACCAAAUGUUCACCCUAAAUUAGACUGUAUGUCUAAAGGGACAGAUUUGUUGCAUGUCUGUGUGUAUUGUAGAGGGCCUCAUCAAUAUUAUUAUCAUCAUCAUCAUCAAUAAUCACUUUCUGAUACGUCAUUGCUCAUGUCAAAGUUCCAUCUAUUCCAGUAUCUUGCUUUCUACAGUAGCCAAAUACCUACAUGAAGCCUAUAAGCAGGAGAUGAAGGCAGUAGCCUCCUCCUGCUGUUGAUACCCUGCAAAUAGUAUGCAAGCACAGAAGAACUUGCUGGUGGAUUGUGCCCCUUUUCCAUUAGUAGAUGGGGUAGAGAUUUGGAACUUUCCACCUAAGGUACGACUGGGACCGCCAGUUGUGGUUGGACUACAGUCGCCAUCAUCUCUGACCAUUGGCUGUGCUGGUGGUGAGGCGCCUGAUGAGAGUUCAAAUCCAACAACAUAUUGAGGGCCAAAGGUUCUUCAGCCUUAACCUAAGGAAUAAAAAUGUCCUAAGGGCAUUUGCUUCCAGGUUUCAGCCAUGUUGUAAGGAGUACCAUGAGUAUUUGCAGGGCCAGGCCCUGAGCGCAGUGAGGAGUUGCAGAACAAGGCCCUUGUUGUGUUUGUCUUGGGGAAGUUGGGUAUGGCCUGGCAGGUGUGGCCAGAUCAGGAGAUGUGCAGUAUCCGGAGGAGCAUUUUCCCCUGGUUCUUUGCCACAGCAACGUGGUUUAUACCCUGCUGUUGCCAGUUCCUGCUUUCGCUCCUGAUCUGCUCCAGUUCCUGAUCCUGCUUAAACGCUCCUGUCCUUGCUCCAGUUCCUUCUCCUUUUCCAGUUUCUUUUCCUGAGUUCCAGCCUCAUCGAGUUUCCGCCCUCCAUUGAACUGCUGCUAUUGUUACCAUCCGUACCUUGGUCCCAGCAUGUCAUAUCUGGACUGCUGCCACCUACACAUGUGGUGCUGGCAAAAGCCCUAGUCCUAGUGGAGUAAAAGUGAUAGUAAUGGAUAUGUUUUGAACAUGGAGAAGAAAAAGAGAAAAGAUGGUUAAGAGAAAAGGAAGGGAGGAAAUACCUUAAACACAAAACAACUACAAAGCUACACUAUGCUCUGGUGUAAAAAUGCAGUGUAGGUAUCUUGCAGCCAACCCUAGCCAUGUCUAUUCAUGGCAGUAAGAAUGACUAAAUUCAAUAAGACUUAUUUCCAGGUCAGUGUGGUUAGGAUUACAGCCUUAGUAGCACGUGAGGCUUUUUUAAAUAUAAUGCUAAGGAUCUUCUGUUUCUUUUUAGGUACACAGGGAGCUAUAACUACGGCAGCUAUGGAAACCAGCACCCCCACUCAAUGCAGAGCCAGUAUCCAUCCCUUCCCCACGACACCACUAUUUCCGCACCCCUCCAUUACUCUGCUUAUCACAGAAGCUCUUCGCAGGUCAGUUCCGUGGUCCGAGUGCUGAUCCUUUCAUUAUUGCUUAGGAUAUCACAAACAACUCAAAUAGACCGAUAUGACAGCUUUUAUUUUUUUACAGGGGAGACAGUAAAGAAUUCCCCAUUUUUAUUUAUUUGAGCUUUUUUUAUCCCGCUUUCAAAAGCAGGCAUUCCCAAGACAGCUUACGACUUUAGCAUUUCUACAUUUCCAAAUCAAUUACUCUCUUUUUGUUGAGAUAAAGCAUCACGUUCAGUUCAACAGGGCAUGCGCAAGAGAUCCUUCCCUCAGAUUUUGUACCCUUCAUCCUCUGCUCCCAUCUGUAAGUAGGCAUGGAGAAGAAUUUUGUCAAUUUUGCCUGCAUUUUUAGGAACGUAAGUAAACCCCUGCUAGAUCCCCUGCCAAAGGUCCAUCUAGUCCUUCAUCCUGUCCUCAAGGUGCCAAUUGGAAGCAUUUGGGCAAGACCUGAGCACAGCAGUGCUCUUUCCACUUGUGAUUCCCAGCACUUGAUAUUCAGAAGCAUCACUACCCCCAUCAGUGGAGGGAGAAUUUUUAAGUGAACCAAUCUAAUUCACACCACCUGGACUCAUAAGCAAGCAAGCAAAGGAGGUUGGGCAUGACAACAUCAGGGCCUGCUCCACACAGAUUAUGUCUUCCUCACCAAAGGGCCAAUCUUGUUUUAUUUUAGUACUUUAAUGUUGUAAAAUGCCUUGGGAGAAAGGCAGUAUAUAAAUGCAACAAAUAUGUCUUGUUAAGGCUGCUGUUAAAUGCUCUCAGGAGGAGAUCCAGGUAGCGGUCCUGACACACAGGACAAAAAGAUCUGGUGAAGCUGAAAAGGCUGUACUAUAUGUAACCCACAUACACAUCAAUCCAUAAGGAUAGAAAAGAGGAAGGAGGCUAAACAUUGAGAUCCUGGGCAAUGAGAGAGACCAUCUUACCUGUGGAUCCUAAAAGACCCACUGCUCAGGAUGCUGAGAAACUGUUGUGAAGGAGUUUUUGUUGGGAGUCUAGAUUUAAUUUUGCAGGUGUUUAAUUUUUGCACUCAUUGAUAUUAUGUUUUUUUUAAUCUUUAAUUGCUAGGCCUAAUUAUGAAUUAUGUGGGGUUGUGUAAUCUCAUUGCAUAUUGAUAUGUUUCAUGUAUUAUUUAUGGCUGCUUAAAUUUUGUAUUAUUUUUGUAUUAUUUUUAAGUCUUCUGAUGUUGUAAACUGCCUUAAACAUGGCUUAACUAUCAAAAGAUAGCAAACAUCAUCAUGAUCCAACAUCACCCUGAGGUCACCAGCAGAGUUUUCAUUGAUUUUGAUGGAUGUGGGUUAGAGUCUAUACUAUUUUAAAAGCACUUUGAACGCUUUUCAGUGGUUCCAACAAGGGACGAAGAAGCAAUAGAGACAGAAAUAUAUUUAUAUGCAUCCAUCCAUUUAAGAUUUAUCCUAAGUCUGUCCUGAUUUUGCCAUGCAAUUUUAAAUGUAGUUAAUAGACCUUUAUUCUGAAGGUGGCUGGAUGCACGUUAUAACACCACAACAAGACCAAGAUGUUGAGAGUACAUGUUGAUGUACAUUACAAGGGCAAUAGCACGCUUUCCAAAGUAUGAGUAAAAUCAGCAUAAAGUUAGAGCCGCAUUCAGAAGGAAAAUAUUUUGCUGUUUGAACAGAGACACCUUUCACCUCUUUGCAUAAUCAGCCGGCAAGCUGAAGGACAAGAAUAAAGGGAUUAUUAUUCAGCCUGAAACUGAAGGAACUCAGGCUUCAUUGGGUGGAGGAGACACUUAAAAUAGUAUUUUCUGAAAUAAUAACGGAAAGAAACAGAGCUAAUUUUAAUUUGGGGCGUAGGGGGAGAAAGAGCCUUAACAAUAAUCGGCUUAAAGUCACCCCAACUUAAAGGGGUUAGUGUUUCUUGUCAGGUCUCAACAGCGUGGUGGUGGCAAGAGAGUUGACCCAGAAAAUGGUAAUUUCCUGUGAAGGGCUCUCCAACAAAUGUCGCCUUUAUAUCUGGCAAAGAUCACUAGGCCCCAGUGUUUUGAGAUCAGCAUGCUUAAGCACUCUUCAUUAAACCGGAUGCAAAGUGUGAAAGGUGAUUCAGGCAGCAUGGGCCGGCAUCCGCGCAGAUGGCGAAGCUUUGGACACUCCAACAAGGCUGAAUAGAUGCUUCAUUGGUUGAGCUAAUAGUCAGGCAGGGGCCAAGGCGGACUUUAAAAAUAUUGUCUCUCAAUGGUCUCUUCACUGGAAGGAAAAAGAAGUCACUGACUCAUUUGCAAUUAGUUGACCCACCAUUACAAAUCUUUCCAUGUUGGGGAUUCAGCCGUCACAGAUUUUAUUGUAAAAAUAGUCGAUAUUUGGGAGUCCGUAUUAUUUUUGAGCAAUUAUUCUUUUUUAUAUUCAUGACACAUUCAUAAACACAGCUGCAUCUGGGGGUAUUUGGCCACACAGAGAAGCAACACACUGUAUUCCUGUCGUCGCCCCCCCCCCCCCCCAUUUUUGCAGUCAUUUAUUAGCCCUUCCUUUCUGGUCAGGCAUGCUCACAUUGGAAUGUUAAUGAAAAGUGGAAAGGCAGAUCAGCACGCCACACCAACAACACAUUAGGAAGUCUGUUCUUCUCUGUGCCAAAUGGCACUGCCAACGAGACGAAUGAAAUGUGGCCCAUGGCUAUCCUAGGGCUUCAUAGACUUAGGCUGCAGUCCUAACCGUAUCUGCUCAGGAGUAAGUCCUAUGGAACUCGUGAGACUACUCCCGGGUAAGUGAGUUUAGGAUUGCACUGAACUUGAUGGGUCUUAUGGGUAAAUGGGGUUAGAACUGUAUCUUAGACUGGAGCCACGUCUGAAACUGUGGUGCCAGGUGUCCUGCCUGCCAGAGGGCUGAGCACACUCCCAUCUGAUGAGCUCAGGAGUAGAUUUGUGGUUCUUGCCUAUGAGCAUCUCUAUAGAUGUCUUGCCUUCGAUGCUUUACAACCAGACCCAGACUCUUCCCUAUUCAGUGGUUCCCCCUCGUGCAAUUCCAGUUGUGUGAUCACAGAGAGUGUGGGCAUGCGCCUUGCCUUUAUUCCUGUAGCCUUUCACAUGUUCAAACUGAAUUCCUUCAGAGGGGAGGCUGACCUCAUUCUGGCUUCCUGUGCAAUUUGAAACCCUGUACCAUCGGGGGUUCUAAAUCGCAUGGGGAGCCAGCACAGGUUAAGUAGAGAUUUAUUGUAUAUUAAUCUAUUAUUAUUAGUUAAAAAUGCAUUAGGCUAGCUUUGUUGUACCUGAUUUUUGUUAGUGCAGGGGCUGUUGGUUGACAAUAAUCAGCUACACUACAGCUAAACAUCGGGAAGAACUUUCUGACCGUAAAAGCUGUUUGACAGUGGAAUGGUCUCCCUCGGGAGGUGGUGAACUCUCCUCCCUUGGAGGUUUUGAAGCAGAGGCUGGAUGGCCAUCUGUCGUGGAUGCUUUAGCUGAGAUUUCUGCAUUUCAGGGAGGUUGGACUAGAUGACCCUCGUAGUCCCUUCCAACUCUACAAUUCUAUUAUGCUACUAUGAACUACAUGAAAAUGGACACUGUGCUGACAAAAUCUGUGAAUCCCUCUUUGAGGCUUGUCAUUAAAAGGGCUUGCAUUUUCUUUUCCUCCAAAAAGUCUGCGUGCCUAACAUUUUUACAAUGUCAUUUCAUCUAGUACCCCUUCAACAGCCCGUCGUCCCGGAUGGAGCCGUGCUUGAUGGGCAGCACCCCAAGACUGCAUCCAACCCCAGUGACUGCUCGCUGGCCAGAAGUGCCCUCCGCAAAUGCUUGCUACACAAGCCCACCCAUGCACUCCACGAGAUACGGAAAUUCCAGUGACAUCUACACGCCGUUGACCACACGGAGGAAUUCCGAAUAUGAGCACAUGCAACACUUUCCUGGCUUUGCCUAUAUCAAUGGGGAAGCCACCACAGGAUGGGCAAAAUGAAAAUGACUUGGUAAAUAGUAUCAGCCUUACAUAUUUAAUAAAUAAAGACAGACACACAAAAA
Molecule: messenger RNA, 36823 nt
Organism: Podarcis lilfordi (Lilford's wall lizard)
Lineage: Eukaryota; Metazoa; Chordata; Lepidosauria; Squamata; Lacertidae
Source: the annotation of a GenBank genome assembly